AUGACAGUACUCGACACAGUCACGCUCUCUUCAUGCGGGUUGGCGGCACUCAUUCGUGAGGCUCCAGACACAACACUUAUUGUUGAUUGUAGAGGAUUCACAGAAUAUAACGAGUCUCAUGUACGUCACUCGAUGAACGCCUUCUUCUCAAAACUCAUCAGAAGGCGUCUGUUUGAAAACAAGCUUGACGACAACUGUCUAAUCCAUCAAUUGAUGAGCUGCUCGACUGGUUGCAUGAAAAUGGACGAAAAGCUUGAUUUAGUUUUAUACGCCGAAGAAGACAAGCCACGUGGCAACAAGAGGAGAAUCGCCUCGUGCAACGCUCCAGAAUCCACUGCCAAAAUCAUGCGAGUUCUUCGGGAACGACUGGAAGACACUGACAAAUUCAGAAGUGUCAUGGUUCUAGAAGUAUUCCCUUCUAAAAAAUUCGGACUAAAACUUCAAUUAAGAGAGAGAGGCGGGAAUAUAAUGAAAAACCACCUGUGGAGGGAUAGAAGUGACAAAAAAGAGUUUCUAUCUCCUCCUACUUCUCCUCCUCUAACCAGCAUCUCCCAACCAUGUCUAUCCCAACCAAGCGGUGAUGGAAUCACACUAAUCACACCAAAUAUCUACCUUGGAAGUCAAAUGGACUCUCUUGAUGAGACAAUGUUAAAGGCUCUUGAUAUCAGCGUCGUUAUCAACUUGUCAUUAACAUGCCCAAAAUCCGUUUGCAUCAAAGAAGAGAAGAACUUUAUGAGGAUUCCAGUCAAUGAUUCAUACCAGGAGAAGCUUUCACCUUAUUUCCCAAUGGCUUAUGAAUUCCUGGAGAGAUGCAGAAAAGCCGGAAAGAAAUGUCUGAUUCAUUGUCUUGCUGGAAUUUCUAGAAGCCCUACUCUGUGCAUCUCGUAUAUUAUGAGAUACAUGAAAUUGGGAAGCGAUGAUGCUUACAGAUACGUCAAAGAACGUCGUCCAUCAAUCUCACCAAACUUUAACUUCAUGGGACAACUUCUCGAGUACGAGAAUGUUCUUAUUAAGGAUCACGUUCUCCGCCACGAUCAGGCAUCUAGACCGCAUCGCCACAUUGAUUACUACGGGCCAUCGGAUCUUUGCCCGCCAAAAGUUCCAAAGAGUGCAUCGUCGCAUUGUGUCUUCCCUGGACCAGCAGACGAUUCCUCUUCUUCCCCUUCCCCAUCAUCCCCUUCCGUAUCUGAAGGAUCAGCAGCUAGCGAGCCGGAUCAACCAACAUCUUCCGAUGCAUCAGCCUCUACAAGUGAACCUGAAACAUCGGUGACAGUUAACCAGAAUGGAAAGCGAAAUAUGACAAUGGAUCUGGGCCUUCCCCAUCGGCCGAAAGCCCUCGGACUUCCUACAAGAAUCGGAGCAGCAGUUGUGGAGCUGCCGUCUCCAUCAACUGAACUUUCAAGAUUAAGCUUUGAUGCUCCAGAAACGAAUGUUCCAUCUACUCCAAUUCUUAACUUCACCAAUCCAUGUUUCACUUCUCCAAUUGUUCCGGUUGCUCCAAGCUCAAGGGAGAGUCUCUCAACACCAGCUGCGUCUUCAUCAUCUUCUUCAUCAGUUUCUUCUGAGCCAUCAUUUGAGUUCUCAUCAUUCGAAUCCUCAUCAUCUUCCUCAAUUGUCGUUGAGAACCCAUUUUUUGCUAAUGCAGAAAGCGCAGGACCAUCUUCAUCAUCAUCAUCCUCUGGAUACAUUUCUUCUGCAUCACUUCCAACAUCUGCAGCUGCCGCAACAGCUUCAAGAUGUAGAAUGAAGGGGUUCUUCAAAGUUUUCAACAAGAAGAUUCCAGCAGUGCCUGUCACUAUCCCUACUACCACAUCCUCCACUCCUGGACCUUCCCGAGCAACUCGUCCCGAAUGUCUCCGAUCAUCAGGCAUCAUCAUCUCUGCUCCAGUCCUUGCGACGACAGAAGAAGAGGACGCCGAGUCUCCAGAAUCUGGGUUUAACGAACCAGACGUUGUUGGAGAGGAUGACGAUUCGGUUUCGCUCUGUUCGACGAGUUCUCUGGAACUUCCGUGCCAAUAA
Molecule: messenger RNA, 2019 nt
Organism: Caenorhabditis briggsae
Lineage: Eukaryota; Metazoa; Nematoda; Chromadorea; Rhabditida; Rhabditidae
Gene: Cbr-vhp-1
Product: Protein CBR-VHP-1
Exons: 9
Coding region: 1-2019 (672 amino acids)
Biological process (GO): protein dephosphorylation; negative regulation of MAPK cascade
Cellular component (GO): cytoplasm
Molecular function (GO): protein tyrosine/threonine phosphatase activity; MAP kinase tyrosine/serine/threonine phosphatase activity
Source: RefSeq, a predicted model, not a curated record